Ruditapes philippinarum (Manila clam) is the source of this 1767-nucleotide messenger RNA. Its product is annotated as ubiquitin-conjugating enzyme E2 Q2-like. Gene Ontology annotation, biological process: DNA repair; protein polyubiquitination; proteasome-mediated ubiquitin-dependent protein catabolic process. Lineage: Eukaryota; Metazoa; Mollusca; Bivalvia; Venerida; Veneridae. The record is from RefSeq and is a predicted model, not a curated record. Gene Ontology annotation, molecular function: ubiquitin conjugating enzyme activity. The transcript is spliced from 9 exons. Bases 18 to 1106 code for a protein of 362 amino acids.
UGUAUUGUAAAUAGCGCAUGAAUUGUGAAACCGAAAGGAAAGUCAAUAACUUUUACCGUAACAAAUCAAACAAAAAUUUUCACAUAAGCAAUACGGAUAUGGAGCGAAUUGAAGAAGCUGCUAGGCAAUGGCUUGAAGAACACAAAAAGGAGUACAAUUCCUGUGACUUAGAAAGAAAAGAUUAUGAUUUUAUUUUCACAUUUUCAACUGACACUGACAAGUCUAGUGGUGUAACAUGUUCAUUUAGUGUAACGUGUCCAGACUCUGAUGAUGGUUUAUGGUCAGUAUGGAGUGAAGAUUCAAGUCUACAGCCACAUUUAGGUGUAAUACUAGAAUUUUGUGACUCAAAGAGACAGAAAACAAUCCAGGAAAUACUAGAUAAGAUAAAUUCAGUGUUACCUUUGGUAUUAGAUAAAAGUAAGCCAGUAACAGAAGAUAAAGAAGAAAUGGAAGAAGAUGAUGAUUAUGACGUUGAUGAUGAUGACGAUGAUGCCAAUUUUUAUGAUUACAAUGAUGAUGUAGAAGAGGAAUCUGCAGUAAGAAAUAAAACACCUGAAGAAGUAAGUUCAGAAGAAGAUGAUGAGAGAUUUUUUGGAGGGAAGACAAAUCCAACUGCAUUCCAGAGACUUGUUAAAGACUUGAAAAAUAUGAAAAAAGAGGCACACAAAUUUGGUAUAGAAGGAACACCAAGGGGAGACAAUCUAUUUAUAUGGGAUGUGAAGUUAACUGGUUUUUCUGCAGACACUACAUUAGGGAAAGAUAUAAAAAAGUGGGCAGAAAAUCAUAAAAGAGAGCCAGUGGUUUAUUUAGAGAUGCAGUUUCCUGGAGACUAUCCCAUGGCCCCACCAUUUGUAAGGGUCACACGGCCAAGAUUCAAAUUUCUCACAGGUCAUGUUACCAUAGGUGGCAGUAUAUGUAUGGAAAUGUUGACAAAAUCUGGCUGGACACCAACCAAUGACAUAGAGAGUAUUCUUGUUCAGAUAAGAUCUGAGAUAAUGAGUGAUCCAAACACAAGAUUAGACAGUAAUCCUGACCGAGAAUAUGGUGAAGCCGAGGCAAGAGAUGCUUUUAAUAGAAUGGUUAACAGAUAUGGAUGGAACAAGUGAAUUGUUGGAACAAAAUUACUUUCACGUUCAUGACACCAAAUGUAUUCCCAUUCCAAAAGACUACUACAUGAUGGAUGAUUUUCUAUGAAUUAAAUAAGAAAUAAAUUAAUUUAGUAAAAGAUCUGUUAUUAUUGAAUAAAUGUUAAGUUUGUUAAUUGCAUAUUAAUGACUUAAAUUACAGGUAGAAAAAAUACAGUAAGAAAAAGUAUCACAAGUGAAAGAAUAUUGUAUAAGUGGAUAUUUUUGUUCAUCAAAAUGUGUGCGAGAUCAAAGUUUCAGAAGUUUUCAUUUGACAUUUGGAAAUGUUAACUAGUCCCUGAUUCCAUUUUUUUGUGUGAAAUUUACACACUGAAAAUCACUCAUCCUUGAAACAUGUUCGUGUAGUACAUGUAUUUACCACUUAAACUCAGUAUCUGAUAUGUGUUUUAUAUAAUGUUCUUUUUACUAUUUGGUCCAACGAAUAUUACUGUUGAUGUAACAUGAACAAUACGAAAAUGUAAAAAGUGAAAUCAUCGCAUACAUGUCCUGCUUGGUCAGUGGGUUGGAAGUUUAAAGUUGAUGGUAGUUAUCUAUAAUUAUUAGUUAACCGCUGAUGAUUCAUUUUUAAACAUCUGUACUUUUCAGAAAAUUGUUUGAAUACCUGGUUUGAUAUUUGUGAAGU